GCGAUAAUUAUCUACGUCAAAAAAAGAACCUUGUCAAGAAAUGCAACAGGAUGAGGGAACGUUUCGGCAUAGAUAUCUAUCUACACAUACGUCGGACGGGACGACAAGAUAUCUAUACGUCUUACGACGACUUCUCAUGGCCUAAAGGAAUAAAGGAUACGAUUGUAAGCCAGCAUUACCUCUCGUUUCUCGACUCAACUGACCCAGCUGAGGCCAACUGCUAUCCACUCCCAAAUACAAUGACGCCUGCAAAUUUCGAGCAAGACACAGAGAAGGCGGAGGAGAAAGGGCAAAAGGAGUCGUCUUGAAGCUGUGACGGUUACCUCGUAGAUAAAAAGCUAAUGAGACGUUGUAUU
Messenger RNA from Trematosphaeria pertusa, 356 nucleotides. RefSeq lists its product as uncharacterized. The record is from RefSeq and is a predicted model, not a curated record. The coding region runs from base 51 to 308 and encodes 85 amino acids. The transcript has a single exon. NCBI's taxonomy places the organism in Eukaryota, Fungi, Ascomycota, Dothideomycetes, Pleosporales, Trematosphaeriaceae.